Messenger RNA from Bipolaris maydis ATCC 48331, 849 nucleotides. RefSeq lists its product as uncharacterized. The record is from RefSeq and is a predicted model, not a curated record. NCBI's taxonomy places the organism in Eukaryota, Fungi, Ascomycota, Dothideomycetes, Pleosporales, Pleosporaceae.
AUGUAUCCCGAUCUACAUUUGAAUUCUUCUUCUUCUCCUCCUCCUCCUCCUCCUCCUGAAACGUACGAACCGGCCCCUCCUUCACUUCCUAAUUCUCCGCCAUCGCACCAGAUGGCCCCUCGCCCUAAUUCUCCGCCAUCGCACCAGAUGGCCCCUCGCCCUGCUCCUCCGCCAUCGCACCAGAUGGCCCCUCGCCCUGCUCCUCCGCCAUCCCACCAGCCAGUGCCUUCAUACAUUCCUCCUUCUGAUCGCCUUUACGCAACAAUACCGCCAACACUAGACAAGCGAUGUUGGAACCAGCUCGAUGACUUAUACAAAGGAAACCUGAAAUUGAACGACGAGGGGAAAAUCAAGCUCACUCCAGCACAACAUCGUGUAUAUCUUGGGGACACCCCUACUUGUUGCGACGAAGACCAAACUGUUGGUGUGAAGCUUCUAGACCUUGCGGGCAGUGUUUCUCUCGCACUACACUAUGAUGAUGGUCUCGCUUCUGCAAUUGCGAAGAAACUUCUACCCCGCCUCCAAGCACUGGCUGCCCCCGACAUGAAUAGACGCGAUUUGGAGGUGUACUGGGGCCACAAAGUUACUUCCUACUUGGGCAAGAAUGUUACGAUCACGCAAGGUAGAAACACCCGUUCGGGAAAACUCACGGGAUUAAGCAUUCAAGACAGUAGAUUCGGAUCUAACUUGCCUCCUGGUUACUAUAAAUUUCGGAUCUCUGGAUCACGGGAUGUGGAAGUUUUCCUCGACCUAGUAGAGCUGGCCAGGGGACAUGCGAAUAUUUGUCUGAAUGACGAUGUUGAGGAGAAGGCAGAUGGUGAAGAUUUCGAGGAAAUAUGGCACGAUUAG